AUGCUUAACUUCCAAAAAUCCCUUUUGAGGGCAUGGUUCCUGGCUAGUGGUCUCCUCGCAUUGACUGAAGCAGAGGUGACGUGCAAUGAGGAGACAGUUCACGCCUUGGCCAACCCAUCGUUCGAGACCGGGGAUUUGACUGGUUGGAAAUCGAUGUUGGCUUCAGGAGGUCCAUCGCUGGGUAAUGUUGUAGCUGGUGACGCUUUUGACGGCGACUAUCGCUUCACGAUUCAGGCAACCUCCAUUUAUACCUAUCUGAAACAAACCCUGUCAGACCUUGAUACCACCAAGCCGUACGAUCUCUCUUUGGAUUACAGAAUCCAGACCACCCAGCCCGUCCGACCGUCCAACCCAGCACAAAUUUGCUACCUGGGGUGGUCUAAGGAUACUUGGUCUUCAUGGGUGGUUCCACGGACUACGAUUUCUCUUGCUUCUACCGAUGCUCAAUGGAAAUCCCUUUCAAUCCAAUGGCAACCUACUUCUUCUAUUCAAGAUCUUUAUCUUGUGUUUGCUUGCACACACCCUGGAGUGACGAUUGACUUGGACAACUUUCAACUGCCCAUUGGAAGCAAAUCUGUUUGCACUACAUCAAUCCCACCCUCAGCUUCAAGUACCAUCACUUCUGCUUUGCCUACAUCAGCUGCACCAACCUCGGAGUCUGUCACUACCUCAAGUGUAAGUGUCUCUCAGGCUCCUGCCAGUUCGCCAGCCGAGACGUCUCCAUCUUCCUCUACGAGCUUGCCAGGACAGUCUUCCACCUUGAUCGUGGUACCUACCUCGUCUCCAGUUGAGAUCACUGUUUCUCAAUCGGUGCAUCUAUCUUCCUCUGCAGCAUCGGUACCAUCGCCGUCUUCUGUCGCAGUCCCACCAUCAUUGAUCAGUACAUCUGCAUCUGCUUCGAUUACCAUUCACCCUUCGUCGAUUGUUCCUCCCUCCAUUCAAUCAUCUUCCGUCGUUUCUUUACCUGGUCAAGUCCCUUCAUCGGUAUCUUCAUCUCAAUCUCUUGCGACCAGCCAAACUGCGAGCCCGUCAGUAAACCCCCACCAGCCUGGAUCGCCGUCUGGCUCGGGUCCCUUCGUGCCCAGCCAGACUAUACCUAGUGGUGGCCCUGGUCCCGUUACUGGAGGUCCCUCAUUGACCAACGGCCCUGGGAUUCCGGCGUCGACACCCAAUGUACCUCUCACAACAUCUACUGUGUUGACUACCCGCACUUUUACAAUUACAGCCUGCCCAUCAACUGUCAUACAUUGUCCCGCUGCAUCCAAAACCACCUCCGUGACCACCGAGACAGUGGUAGCAUAUACAACGGUCUGCCCAGUUACCAAAACUGAACAACCAAUCCAAGCGACGCAGACAACAUCCAGCAUCUUCAGCACCCGCAUUGCAACUGUCACAUCCUGCGUGGAUCAUCAGCAGUAUUGCGCACUGCCCCACAGAAGCACCCAGCUUGUGACGGAGACCGUAUUGGUGUCCACAACUGUAUACCUUGCUCCAGUACCAACCGCUAACAGAGAACCUAUCUUUGUUGACAACAACGGCUUCUAUAGAUCUCCUCCAAAAGCCACCCAGAUCAGUUCAGUUUCAACCGGCUCGGAUGUUGGUGGACAGGUGCCUGCGGAUGGGGCUGUGAACCUUCCUGGAUUGGGGCCUGAAGUCACCAGAACGCAGAUUGUUUUCUCCACUAUUUUUGUGACACAACCCAUCCUCGCAACUGUCUGUCCUCCUGCUCCAACAGGAUCUUCCUCGGCACAGCCCCAGCCUCGACCGAGCAGUGUUCGCCCUGUGUACUUUUAG
Messenger RNA from Penicillium paradoxum, 1794 nucleotides. RefSeq lists its product as uncharacterized. The coding region runs from base 1 to 1794 and encodes 597 amino acids. NCBI's taxonomy places the organism in Eukaryota, Fungi, Ascomycota, Eurotiomycetes, Eurotiales, Aspergillaceae. The transcript is spliced from 2 exons. The record is from RefSeq and is a predicted model, not a curated record.